AUGAGUGUUAGUUUGUAUCAUUUAGUUCUAUUUGGUUUCUUGGUAUCAACUCACUGUCAAAUAAAGGUAUCAGAAGCCUGCAAAUGUUAGCAUUUGUUAUCUUAAAAUGAUUGCUAAUAAAACUUGGAAUGUUCAUGGUUGAAUUAAAGUUGUUAAUAGAAGCCAGAGGAGUAAGCGAUUUCAACGAAACCAGAGAGCAUUUAUUGCAAAGGUCGAAUACAAGAGGAUUGUAGUAACAAAAUAGGCUGUGCUUACUACAACUAGAAUUGUGUUCAUUUUAGUGGUUGCACUAGCUAUGUUUAUACUACUCAUAAUGAAUGCUAAUUAAUUAGUACACAAUGUACAAGUGAUGGAGUGCAAUGUAUAAAACCAAGGGAAUGCUCUAAAAAUUAAAAGGAACAAUUGUGUAGUACAGUAAUAAGUUCCUCCGGAUCAAGGAAAUGUGUUUGGGAAAACAAUGUGUGCAGAGAUUAAACAUGCAAUGAAGCUUCUGAGUUGCUCAUUACUGAUGAUGCUUGCGAUUCCUUUAUGAAGGGAUGUGUAACGAAUGGGAGAGGAUGCGUAGACAAAAGACUGAAUUGUUAUUAUUAUGACAAAAAUUGUGAUGGUAUGAUUGGGAGUGAUGGCUUAUGUGAAUAGAAAGGCGAUAAAUGCUAAUAUAAGGAUUGUGCAAGUGCCCCAUUGACAUAUUAUACUGAUCAACAAUGCUAGUAUUUUAGAAAAGGAUGCAGAACAACAGGUAUUGGGUGCACGGAUUAGGCAUUGAAAUCAUGUAAUACUUAUACAGGGGAUGGGGAAUAGUGUUUGAAAUACAUAGGGAGUAGUGGUAAGUGUGAAGAAGGUUUGAAGGGUAAAUGCUAAGCUAGGAAAUGCGAAAGUGCACCAAAAUAAUAUUCUACAGAUGAAGAAUGCAAGUCUUAUUCUUCGAAAUGCAAAACUACUGGGAUUGGUUGUGUGGCUAUUCAAUUGAAUUGUAAUUCAUAUACAGGCACUAAAUAAGAAUGUGAAAGAAGAAUAGGAGCAGAUGGAAGAUGCACCGCUUAAAACACAGAGCAGUCACAGCAAUGUAAGGCUAGGAUUUGUUCUGAUGGCCUAUUUUCAACUGACAGCGAAUGUGGGUAAUAUUAGUUUAAUUGCAUUUCUAAUGGUGUUGAAUGUACAUCUGUUUUGAUGAGUUGUUAUAAAUACAAAGGGGAUGCUGAAAAGUGCAAAAAGUAUAGAGGAACAGAGGGCAGAUGUACAAUAGGUGAAAAUGGAUAUUGUGCAGUGAAUGCUUGUGAGAAUGCUGAUUUCAAAACUAAUUAGGAAUGCCAGAGUGUUUAAUCUUAUUGUUUGACUAAUGGAACUAAAUGUGUCACGGCUGAUACUUGUCCAAAUACAUUACAAUAGAUAACUUGUUUGGCAAGUGAUAAAUGUUAAUGGGCAGAAUAAUGUGUGACAAACGAAUGUAAGUAUUUCCUAAGAAAGGGAAUGUGUCUUGGACAUUCAUCAAAUGUUGAAUGCUUUUGGGAAGGAUCAAGUUGUGUUGAUAAAUAAUGCAAACAUGCUGGUUAGCAAUAUCGAACUAAUUAGGAUUGCUAAUUAUUUUUACCCAAUUGUAUCACUAAUGGAUAAGGUUGUGUGGAUGUGUCAGCUCCAUGUGAAGAAUACGUUGGGGAUGAAGAUACAUGUACUAAUUAUAAGGGUAAUAAUGGUAAAAUACCAUGUCUUUAUUAUCCAGCGACUUAAAAGUGUCGAUCUAAAACCUGUUAAGAUAACCAAUCUGCUAAAAGUCAAAAAGAGUGUGAUGACACUUUAGAGGGAUGUAAAUUCAGAGGAACAUAUGGUUGUGUUGAUUAAAAUGCAAGUUGUGAAGAGUUUUAAGGAAAUACCGAAUAGUGUUAUGCUUUGAAUAACAAAUGUUCGCAAAAUCUAGGGGAAUCAGGAAAAUGUAGACCACUGGACUGCUAUGACAAUUCAGUGGCAUUGGAAGAUUAUGAAUGUAAUUUGUUUAAAUCUGGAUGUGUAACUAAGGGAGUUGGAUGUAUAGCAUCAACAGCUCAAUGCACACAAUAUUUUGGAAAUUCAAUAGAUGAUUGCUCUAAAUUUGUUGGAAAUGGAAAGAAAUGUUGGUACGAGCAAGUAUCUUCAGGUUAAUGUGUGGAUAAACAAUGUAGUCAUAAUGUUGAUGCAUAGACUGAUUAUGAAUGUAUCAAGUUCUUGUAAGGGUGUGUAUUCAAUGGGAAGGGAUGUCAAGAUGCAGAGUUGACUUGUGAUACUUAUGAAGGGGACGAGGAUACAUGUGCAAAAUAUAGGGGAAAUGGAUUACAAUGUGUAAGGGUAGACUAUUGCGAGGAUCGUAAAUGUUCAGAUGUACAGAAUCCUUUGUCUUUAAAAGAAUGUGAAGAAUAUCUGUCUAUUUGUGCUUUUGAUGGUGGGAAAUGCAUUGAAAAAGAAGAUAGUUGUGAUUAUUAUUAUGGAUACUCACAAGAAUAAUGCUAAAUACUGGUUAAUGCAGAUGGGGAUUUAUGUACAUAUAGUGACAAAGAAUAAUACUGCACAAAUCGUUUAUGCAAAGAUGCACAAAAUGUUAAAUCAUAAUAGGAUUGCACAUCUUAUAGAAAAAACUGUAUUUUCAAUGGAAUCGAAAACUGUGAGGAGGUGAAGGAUAGUUGUUCAACAUAUGUUGGUUUUUCUGAAUAGGGAUGUUAAGAUGCAAAGGACAAGACAGGGAAGGGUUGUUGGUUUGAUAAGGAUGGGAAAUGUAAAGACAGAACAUGCUUAGAAACAUUGGCAGAGUAUUCAAAUGAUAUUUGUAAAGCUCUUGAUCCUAGUUGUAUUUAUACUGGAUCCAAGUGUAUAAGGAAAUUGAAUAAUUGUAAUGAUUAUAAAAAUGUGAGUGAAAAUGAGUGUAAAUUCAUACCUGGUUGUUGGUGGAGUUCUAAUGAUUAGAAAUGUAAAAUUAGAGAGUGCUCGGAUAAUAUUACAAAUCCUUCCGAUGAAAACUGCAGAAUUCAUUUAGAGACAUGCAGAUUUGAUGGUGACAAUAAGUGUGUUGAUGAAAAAGAUAAUUGCAAUAAUUAUAUUAAUUUUAACUUGAAUGGAUGUAAGGAAGUCACGAAUAAAAAGAAGGAAAAAUGUUGGUACAAGGAUUAAAGUUCGAAUUGUGUAGAUCGUACUUGUUCAGACAAUCUACAAUUCUAUUCUGCAGAGAUAUGUAUUGACCAUUUGAGUACUUGCAGAUAUAAUGGGUUCAGAUGCUAAGAUGCAAAAGAUACUUGCAUACAAUACGUUGGAUUUUCUAAGGAAGCUUGUGCGGUUGUCACAACAAAAACCAAUGAGUCUUGUUGGUAUCAAGGUGAGAGUUCUAUUUGUGUGAAUGCAUCAUGCGAGAAUGAGAUUCAAGACCCUUCACCAGAAAAUUGUUAUAAACAUUUAUCUACUUGUAGAUUUAAUGGUACAAGAUGUAUAUAACAAAGGUCGAACUGCAAUGAUUAUAUAGGAUCUGAGUAGGUAUGUUAGGGAUUGACUGAUGCAAGCAACAAUUAAUGUUGGUAUGAUAUCAGAAAUACUUCAGGGUUGGAUAUCAAUUGUAUUUUAAAGGAAUGUUCAAAUCAAUAACAUGCUUAUAGUUCAGAUAUAUGUCAAAAAUAUAUUGUUAAAAACGUCAACAACAAGUAGACUCCAAAUUGUACUUAUGAUGGCAUCAAAUGCAUCAACAUUUAGAAUUAUUGUUCACAAUACAUUGGAUUCAGCAGUGAUUAAUGUCUCAAUGUGACUACACUAAGUGGUGAGACUUGUUUCUAGGAUCUAAACAAUUAUAGUAUGAAAUGUAGAGCCAGAAUAUGUUCGGAUAAUUAAACAGCAGUGAAUGAUCUUCAAUGUGAUCAAUUUUUAAAGGGGUGCGUGACUACUGGCAAAGGUUGCACAGAUUCAACACAACCAUGCAACACUUUUAUGGGCUCUUAAUCCAGUUGUCUGAAAUUUGUAGGUAAUUAAAAGAAGUGCAGAGGAUAGAAUUUAAUUACAAGAUGUUCAGUCAGAGAAUGUUUCCAUGAUUAGCAAUCUACUACAGACAUUGAGUGUAAUUCAUAUUUGGAAGGUUGUGUAACCAAUGGUAAAGGUUGCAUUUCUUCUUUGGAACCCUGUUCAAGUUAUAUUGGUGAUCUUUAAACAUGUUCUAAAUUUAAGGGGAAUGGAAGAUUAUGUUACUCAGAUAGUCUUGUUGAUAUUCAUCUCUGCAGAGAUCGGUAGUGUUCUGACAACUCAGAUGCCGCGAAUGAUUCUGAUUGCAAUACAUUCAUGCCAGGUUGUGUCAACAAAGGAAGUGGGUGCAUAGAAGAUACACAACCAUGUUCCAGUUAUUAAGGAACUCAGGCUUAAUGCAGUUUAUUCAAAGGAGAAAAAGGCACAAAACCUUGUUGGAAUGUUGCAUCUGCAACUAGCAAUUCCAGUUGUAUAGAUAGGGAAUGCAGUCAUAUGAUAAGAGGUACAAAUACUAUAGAGUGCAAUUCCUUUUUGGAAGGAUGUGUUAGUGAUGGAUUUUAAUGUCUGACAAAGCGAUAUUGCUCAUAAUUUUAUGGAACUGUCAAAACCUGUAGACUGUUUGAUGCUUUUGAUAAACCAUGUAAGGGUGUCGAUGAUUCUAUAAAAUAAUGCAAAUAAUUGCAAUGCAUUGAUGCACCAAAUAAUUAUGAUACAGAUGAGAAAUGUAAUCAAUUUAAACCUGGAUGUAAGACUACAGGAUAUGGAUGCAUAGAUAUUGGUACCUGUGAAAUGAUAUCAUCUAAACAACUAUGUAAAGAAAGACCUGAUUGCUAAUUUAUACAAGGAUGUAUAAAUACCAUUAAGGUAUGCAUGCAAAUCACAAAAUAUUCUUAAUGUUUAAAUAAUUCCAAUAUGAAAUGUAGUUGGGAUUAUUAGACUAAAUCAUGCAGAGAUUGGAUAUGUUCAGAUGCCAGUGUUCUAUUAAAAAAACAUGAAGAAUGUUAAGCUUUGAACCAAAAUUGUACAACCACCGGAAAUGGAUGUAUCGAGAUUAGUCAUUGCAACAAAUAUUACAAUAAACUAGCAUGUCUCAGUGCCAUCUCCUUGGGAUAUUCUAAAAAAUGUGUUUGGGAAUUUGAUCCUAUAUGUCUCAAUCCUCUCUCCUCUGAAUAUACUAAAAAGUGUGAAUUUGAACCCUUUAUUUGUAGAGACAAAGACUGCAAGGAUGCACCUUCCUAAUACAAUGAGGAUAUUUAUUGUUACGAAUUAUCCCCACAUUGUGUAACUUCAGGACAAGGAUGUACUUAUAAAGAAUAUUCUUGUGAGGAUCUCUUAGUCAAAGAUAAAUGUACUCAAGAUUACUAAAAAAAACCAUGUCUUUGGAUGAAUCUCACCCAAACAUGCGUCACUUUUUCAUAGUGCUCAGAUAUAUAGAAGACGACUCUAUCAGAAUGCCAAGAGUAUUCUUAAUACUGUACUAGCAAUGGGACUAAUUGCAUCUCAUAUUAAAAAUGCUCUGAAUAUACAAAUUCCACAAGUUGUAAAAUAGGCACAGAGGGUUAAUGUGGAUGGGUCAUUGAAUAAACUAAUUAAGAACCAACAUGCUAGAUAUUCGGAAAAUGUUCGGAUAUUUUAGGCAGCACCAAAGAGAACUGUCAAUAAUAUUCAGACACCUGUACUUCCGAUGGUUAAAGAUGCAUUGAAAUAGGUAUUUGUCAAUCAUACAAGACUAAAUAUGGUUGCAAUUCAUCAGGAAUAGAUGGUAUUUGCUUUUGGAAUGAAUCUUAAGCCACUCCUGCCUGCAGUCUAUAGUAAUGUUCUAAUAUUCCUCUCGUCCCCUAUAUGACUUAUUAAUAUUGUUCCACAUACAACCCAAAAUUAAAUUGCACUACAAAUACAAUUUAUUGUGUCGAUAAAAAACUCUGCUCUCAAUAUUCUGAAUAGGAAUGUUAUGAAGGGACUGAUGGUCCUUGUAUAUUUGCCUUACCCUUAAAGUAAUCCUCAGGUACCAAUUUGUGUCGAGCCAAAGAUUGCAUAGAUUACAUCGAAACCACAACUGAAGCCUGCUCUAAAUUAAAAUCUGGCUGCAUUUCUAAUGGUUUCAGAUGUCUUAAUAAACUUAAUUGUGAUGAAUACACUACUGAAACUUCUUGUGAUUCUGAUGGACUCGAUGGAAUAUGCGUGUUCGAUAAUUAGAAAUGUUCAAAAAUGACUUAAUGUGAGGAUGCUAAUAACAGUUAUACAGCUUGUUCCAAGAAAUCAAAAGUAUGUCGUUUCACUUACGAAAAAACUAGUGAUACAAAUAAUGAUACUAAUAAGACGAAAUGCAGUAAAAUAGAAUGCUCGAACAGUCUUAAUUGUUCUCCUGUCUUGAGUUUUGAUGAAAGUGAGGUUACUGUAUGCAUUUAGAAAUCUAAAAGUGAGUGUGUUCAAGGAUUCCCAUAUUAACUUUCUUAGAGUAGAUGUUACAAUAAGAGUCAUUCAACAUAUAGGUGGAAUCCUAGCACUUCAAAAUGUGAAAAAUGCAUACCAACCCAAGUAGAUAAUGAAAAUCCACCUGGAAAGACAGAUCAAUUAUUAUUUACAUCAAUUAUACUUAUGCUAAUUAUCAUAGCAAUAUGAAAUUGAAACUGGACUGAUAGUUAUCAUAUAAUUC
Molecule: messenger RNA, 6622 nt
Organism: Paramecium octaurelia
Lineage: Eukaryota; Ciliophora; Oligohymenophorea; Peniculida; Parameciidae
Source: the annotation of a GenBank genome assembly